Messenger RNA from Selaginella moellendorffii, 1400 nucleotides. Its product is annotated as probable magnesium transporter NIPA4. The transcript has 9 exons. The record is from RefSeq and is a predicted model, not a curated record. Gene Ontology annotation, cellular component: membrane. Lineage: Eukaryota; Viridiplantae; Streptophyta; Lycopodiopsida; Selaginellales; Selaginellaceae. Gene Ontology annotation, biological process: magnesium ion transport. The coding region runs from base 257 to 1306 and encodes 349 amino acids. Gene Ontology annotation, molecular function: magnesium ion transmembrane transporter activity.
GGACAGCUAGGUACGAUCGUAGAGAACUCAAAACUUUCUCACAGGGCGGCUAUGGGACGAGGCGUGAAUCCAUGAUCGCUGCGUGCGCGGAGCUCCAAUCCAUCCUGGCGCAAUAGAUUCGAGGCAAGGAAAGGGAGAAUCGGUCAGCAUUCGAGCAGGGAAGGGUUUUAGGACGCCAUGGAUUGGAUCUAUCCACCGAGAUCCAGACGCUGGUGAAUCGAUCAGGAUGUAGCGAGCAAGCGAUCGUCGGUCAGCUAUGGCGGGAUUGGAAUUUGGUAAUGUUGUGGAAGAGCCGGUGAGGAGAGAGACCAAUCACGUAGGGCUCAUUCUAGCCCUUUCGUCUAGUGUGUUUAUUGGCUCCAGCUUUAUCAUGAAGAAGAAGGGAUUGAAGAAAGCGGGCGCCUCAGGAGUACGAGCAGGAGUGGGAGGUUAUUCUUAUUUAUUGGAGCCGCUAUGGUGGUCUGGCAUGAUCACGAUGAUCGUCGGCGAGAUUGCAAAUUUUGCUGCCUAUGCAUUUGCACCAGCGGUUCUCGUCACUCCUUUGGGAGCACUCAGCAUCAUCGUCAGUGCGAUUCUAGCGGAUAUCAUGCUCAAGGAGAAGCUUGCUGGACUGGGAAUUCUAGGAUGUCUUCUCUGUGUGGUUGGAUCCGUGGGGAUUGUCUUAAAUGCUCCCGAAGAACGUAUCAUGAAUUCAGUGGACGAAGUUUGGCAACUUGCUACAGAACCAGCUUUUUUGCUUUAUGCACUGGCAGUCGUUUCUGUGGUUCUCGUGCUCACGUUUCACUUUGUGCCUCGAAUCGGCCAAACUCAAGUUAUGGUCUACGUUGGCAUCUGCUCCUUGAUGGGAUCUCUUUCCGUCAUGAGUGCAAAAGCUCUGGGAAUCGCCAUCAAGCUUACAUUCCAGGGCUCUAAUCAGCUUAUUUACUCGCAAACGUGGGUGUUUGGAAUGGUUCUUGUCACCUGUGUGGUCACUCAGAUGAACUACCUCAACAAGGCUCUUGACACAUUCAACACAGCGGUUGUGUCACCAAUCUACUAUGUAAUGUUCACGACGUUCACGAUUGUUGCUAGCGUGAUUAUGUUCAAGGACUGGGAUACACAGAGCCCUCGAAAUAUUGUCUCCGAGAUUUCUGGUUUCAUCACCAUACUGUCAGGCACCUAUUUGCUGCACGUAACGAAAGACUAUGGCAAGGACAACUCGAUGGGUGUUUACACCAACCUUCCCUCUCAUAUAUAUUCUUCUCCGACGAGCUCUAAGCAAGACGUGGAAGCGCCCGGCGAAGAGAUGCCAAUGAGGCGUCAAUGAAGGAAAAAAAAUUCAUACAAAGGAAUUUUUCACGCAUUUGUACAGUAAGAAUUUUUGGUAGUAAUGCGAUUGUUCUUUACAGAUUGGCAUGGAA